Messenger RNA from Athene cunicularia (burrowing owl), 2529 nucleotides. It is a transcript of the gene ISOC1, whose product is annotated as isochorismatase domain containing 1. Lineage: Eukaryota; Metazoa; Chordata; Aves; Strigiformes; Strigidae. The transcript is spliced from 5 exons. The coding region runs from base 1 to 774 and encodes 257 amino acids. The record is from RefSeq and is a predicted model, not a curated record. Gene Ontology annotation, cellular component: cytoplasm.
AUGCAGCCGCGCUCCGCGCCACGUGCGUUUGAUAACCGGGCUUUGCCUUCACUGCCCCGUGAAUGGGAAAAUCGCCUGGUGUCAGAAAUAAUAACUUCUCCUUUAAAACAGGCGGCUGGUGCUACCCGGCCUUACCCAGAGGGUAUUCACUGCCACAGAAAAUGUUAUGAUUAUUUUGUUUUUCAGAUGACUACUUUGGGCAACCUGACACCCUCAAGCACUGUGUUUUUCUGCUGUGAUAUGCAAGAGCGAUUCCGGCCUGCCAUCAAGUAUUUUGGUGAUAUCAUCAGCGUGGGCCAACGACUGCUCCAAGGUGCACGGCUCUUAGGAAUUCCAGUUAUUGUAACUGAACAGUAUCCCAAAGGUCUUGGCAGCACUGUGCAAGAAAUUGAUUUAACAGGAGCUAAACUUGUGCUUCCCAAAACAAAAUUUUCAAUGUUGUUGCCAGAAGUUGAAGCAGCAUUAGCAGAGAUUCCUGGAGUCCGCAGCGUUGUCCUGUUUGGAGUAGAAACUCAUGUCUGCAUCCAGCAAACAGCAUUGGAAUUAAUUGGCAGAGGUCUGGAAGUUCAUAUCGUAGCUGAUGCCACCUCAUCACGAAGUAUGAUGGACAGAAUGUUUGCUCUUGAGCGUCUUUCUCGUACUGGAAUUAUAGUUACUACUAGUGAAGCUAUACUGCUGCAGCUGGUAGCUGAUAAAGAACAUCCAAAAUUCAAAGAAAUCCAAAAUCUCAUUAAGGCGAGUGCCCCUGAAUCAGGGCUCCUUUCCAAAGUUUGAAGAGGAUGAAGAGGAAGUAGAUCUCAUUGUCAUCUUUAAGGAGGAAGGAAUGGAUACCUUCUUUCACUAAGACUUUAGUAGAAGUGUAAAAUUAAAAAUUGACAUACUCAUGCUUGCCUUAGCAAAAUUGUCUGGUUAUACGUCUGGGUGCCAGUAUGUUCUGUUUAGUUACAGCUGUCGGAGAUAUUGGGUACCGUAGGACCUUUUUGUUGUCAAAUUUUCUUCUUUAUUUAAAAAGCAAAAAUUAACAGAGGUGCCUGCUAGUCUGUACCAUACACUGAUUGUAACAGCUCCAAAAAGUGAAUAUUUCUGUGACACCUCUUGAUUGUGCACUUUGUAAAAGUGUUCUGUAAUACUCCAGUUUACUUUUGUACUAAUAGAAGACAAUUCUGUAUUGGAUAGAUGUGAUUAAAUAUGAGAUAAUGUUUUAUGUAAAUGAAGUAUUUUAUUAGGGUAUAAAUUAAAACAUAGUAAGAUAUAUGGACUACAUGUGCGCUGUUGUUCUCUGGAACAAAAUAUAAGCACUUUGCUUCAUAGACAAAACACACAGAUCUAGCAGCAGCUGAUGUUUGAUUGCUGUAGGUAAAUGAAGCCUGCAUCAUGACUCUCCCUUAUUCUGAUAUUGACUGCCCAAACUGUACUUCACUUAAAUGUACACAAACAGAAAACUGUUGUUUAAUGAGUUCUUUAUAAGCAACGGGUGUAAAAUUCUUCAGAACUAGCAGAAGGUUACCAUUUAAAUACAUUGAUAAGUACGCUAAGGAUGUUAAAGAACAAAAGCUUUUCAGCUUCAAGUGCUGAAUCUACUACAGUGUAUAGAUUCAUUUUGUGGAGUUUUACCCCAUUUUAGUUAGACUGAAUAAUAUCUUUUGAUUUACUCAUUUGGCCAAGCAAGCUCUGAAAGAAACCUCUGCUUGUUUAGGUUUUACGCUUUUUUUGUGGGCUGCAGCUGGGUGGAGUUUGAAUGGAAUCUGGCCUAAAAGCAUUCUUCAGCAAAAUAGCAUCUUUAACUUGAUGAUAAAUAUUUUUUCUGCUUUUAACACAUGUUUGUUCAUAAAGGCACUUCCUUCAUGCUCCAGGGGUUUAAACAAUGUUGUCUAAAGUUUACAGUCUGACUGAGACACUUAUUUUUUUAAAAGAGUACUAGAAGAUGUCAUAAUGAACACAUCUUUUUGGUAGAAAACCAAUUAGAGUACAUGUAUUGUUUUAAAUUGCUUAUUUUCCCCACGAGGUGGCUCUAAAAGAAUUGUUUCAGAGAGUUAUAACCUUUAUAUGUUUAAAACAAAUAAAAUGUUAACAUUUGCUGUCUCUCUUACACUUGUGAUAUUUAUUGAAGAGCAAAUCCUGAAAGCUGUGUUUGCCACAAACCUUAUUCUGUUUUGUGCAGCUGUGUAAUUUCCAUAGAUUUCAUGGGAAUUUUGUGUAAACAUCAAGGGUGGAUAAUGUCUACUAAUACUUGUCUUCUGCAUCUAGUUACAGUGCUACUUAGUGCUCCAAAAGAUGAAUGAACGUUAUGCUUCAAGCUGAAGGCAGGGAGGAGAGUUGAGUUGAAGAACCAUUGUGCUCUAUCACUGACCUACUUUUUACUUUCUUUUCUGGUAUAUUAAUCACAUUGCCUAGCAGUAUAAAGUCCACUUAUAUAAAUCAACAGCUGUGCACAGACUAUAAAUUUCAUACGAAGUAAUGGUUUUAUUUCUUCUUUUUUUAUUCUUACUUUUAUGUGUUGAUGGUACCUAGAGUUAGUAAUUGAAGGAA